AUGGAAUCGAAUAAUCAAGAAGGUCGAAUACUUUUAGCUAUCGAAGCUAUCAAUAAAGACCAAAAAUUAAGCAUUCGGAAGGCUGCUAAGCUAUAUAAUAUCCCGCGUACAAAGAUUCAGCGCAGAAUGGACGGUACUACCCCUCGUAUCGAAUCUCGAGCAAAUAGUCAUAAUUUGACCAAAUUAGAAGAGGAAGUACUUAUCCAGUAUAUAAUCGAUAUGGAUGAGAGAGGGUUUGCAUCUAAAUUAAAUGGUGUAGAAGAUAUGGCGAAUUAUAUCCUCGAAUCGCAGGGUGCGAAGAAGGUUGGAAAGCUCUGGGCUCAUCGCUUUGUUAAACGAUAUCCAGAAUUAAAGACAUGUUUUAAUCGCGUUUAUAAUUUUCAAAGAGCUCUCUGUGAAGAUCCCAAGCUUAUUGAAGAGUGGUUUAGAUUGGUAUCGAAUAUGCGGGCGAAAUAUGGUAUUGUCGAUUCCGAUUUUUACAAUUUCGACGAAACCGGCUUCAUGAUGGGUAUAAUAUGCCCUGGAAUGGUUGUAACUAGUGCUGAACGAAAUGGCAAAAGCAAGGCAAUACAAUCAGGCAUUCGAGAGUGGGCUACAGCAAUUAUAUGUGGCAAUGGAGAGGGUGAAACUAUACCUUCAUUUCUAAUAGUUCAAGGACAAGCUCAUCUUUCCAAUUGGUAUAUCGAAACCGAUUUUCCUGCGGAUUGGGUUAUUAAAUCUACUUCCAAUGGAUGGACGAAUAAUGAGAUAGGGUUAGAAUGGUUAAAGCAUUUUGAUAAAUAUAUUAUUCGUCAAAGGAAGGGCAAAUAUCGAAUGCUAGUAUUGGAUAGUCAUUUAACUCAACCACUUGAUGUUGGAUGUUUUGGCAUACUCAAACGUUCAUAUGGUUAUCAAAUUGAAGGAUUUAUCAAAGCUCAUAUCAAUCAUAUUACCAAGGUUAAAUUCUUUAUAGCCUUCAAAGCUGCAUAUUUACAAUCAUUUAUUAUUCAGAAUAUGAAAGCUGGUUUUCGAGGAGCAGGUCUAAUACCAUUCGAUCCUCAAUCUAUACUUUCAAAACUAGAUAUUAGGAUUCGUACUUCUACCCCUUCAUCUACCUCCUUGGAACUUACCAACUCCUGGAUCUCUCAAACCCCUCAUAAUCCAACUGAGGCUCUCUUACAAUCAACUUUAGUAAAAGCUCGAAUAACUCGUCAUCAAUCAAGCUCUCCUACACCUAUAUUUGAGACUGUACAAGCUUUAGUUAAAGGUAUAGAGAGAUUAGUAUAUGAAGUUAUAUUUUUGAGUGUUGAGAAUCUAAGUGUGGAAAGACUGGUCAUAAUUCAAGAACUUGUCAGAAUAGUAUAA
Messenger RNA from Sclerotinia sclerotiorum 1980 UF-70, 1344 nucleotides. RefSeq lists its product as hypothetical. The coding region runs from base 1 to 1344 and encodes 447 amino acids. The transcript has 3 exons. NCBI's taxonomy places the organism in Eukaryota, Fungi, Ascomycota, Leotiomycetes, Helotiales, Sclerotiniaceae. Gene Ontology annotation, cellular component: nucleus. Gene Ontology annotation, molecular function: DNA binding. The record is from RefSeq and is a predicted model, not a curated record.